AUGCAGUCUUUUUCUGAUGUAAAGAGGCUAGUUUGUUUCAAAAGAGUUUAUUUGCUUCCAUGUGCUAUUAUGGCGGACGGUGAUAAACCAUUCGUGGAGUUGUUUUUAAAAGCAGCCCUAUCAGAUCGGAAAGAAAAAGGAGCUUGUUUAAUCAGCCAACAGUGGCUCAUGACUUUAUGUUGUCUUGUUGAGAAAGGUUAUAUAAAGCUACAGGUUACUCCUAUGACUAUGGAUUUGCAACCUGCCAGUUAUGUGCGACUAAAUGCUGCUCGACAUCUCCCUAUUUCAUGGAUCAAAUCAGGAACUAUAGAUGGCGAGGAUGCCAGUGGACUCGUUAUCUCUUCUACGGAAUCACUAGAAACACUGUUAAUAAAGUUAGGUUGUCCUAAUCUCAAUCGCAACCUAAAGGCGUCUGAUGUCAGAGCAGCUGAGAAAGUUUUUGAAGAUUUGUAUAGCAGUUUAAUGCAGUACAUAAUGUACGAUGAUAAAACGUCUCUUUAUACAGUAUUAUCCAGCUUAAAUAGUUACUUGGCGUCUGCGGCAAAGCCUUAUGCUAUGGGUGAUGAGAUAUCCUAUGUUGAUUGUCAAUUGGCACCCAAAUUACAGCAUGUCCGUGUUGCAGGCAGGGCAUACCAUAAUUUCGAUAUUCCUCUUGAUAUGAAUCACAUAUGGAUUUAUCUUCGGAAUAUUUAUGGCCUAAAUUCGUUUAAAGAUUCUUGCCCAGCAACUCGAGACAUAUUGAUGCAUUACGAUUUAAAAAAGCGGCUCCCAAAGGAAAUUCGUCCCAGUCUUACGGGAUCAGAUAUUCUUUUAGAUAUCCCAGAGGAGUUUCGGUUACCGUCAUCAAAUGGAGAUCACUAUUAA
Molecule: messenger RNA, 864 nt
Organism: Schistosoma mattheei
Lineage: Eukaryota; Metazoa; Platyhelminthes; Trematoda; Strigeidida; Schistosomatidae
Source: the annotation of a GenBank genome assembly